AUACUCUGCACACCUACGCCUACUAACAAUGCCUCUUCCCUUCUUCUCUCUCUUCCUCCUUCUUUCUCUGAUCUCUUACCCUCCCUCCAACGCCGCUGCAAACUUCCGGCAAAAUGCACAUCAAGAUCUGGUCCGCUCAUCCUGUCGCCACGCCAGCUACCCUAACCUUUGCAUCCACACUCUCUCCUCCUACUCUGGCCCAGCCAACACCCCGCGCGAUUUAGCCCAAGCGGCCGUGAAGAUCAGCCUGGCCCGCGCCCAUAGAGUCUCCAAGUACCUAAGAAACGUUUCUGGACUUAAAAGUAAGAGAGAGCGAGGGGCAGUGAGAGACUGCGUGGAGCAGAUAUCUGAUUCAGUGGAUGAACUGAGGAGCACACUGAGUGAGUUGAAGCAUUUGAGAGGAGAAACGUUUGGAUGGCAGAUUAGCAAUGCGGAGACAUGGGUGAGUGCAGCGUUGACGAACGAGGACACUUGUCUUGAUGGAUUUGAAGGAGUGGAGAGCAAAGUGAAGAAUGAUGUGAAGAGGAAGAUGAGGAAUAUGGCUAGGGUUACUAGUAAUGCUCUGUACAUGAUUAAUCAGCUUGAUGAGAGUCGACGGAGGCCGAAGUCCGAUGAUCCUUGAAGGUUUGAAGAUGGAUGGUUGUUUGUAAGUUUGAUUUGUGAAUCUGCUCAUUAUUAGUUGCUGCUGUGUAAUGUUGAACUUUGAAACUUUUAGCCCUUUGUUUUUUGUUUUACAGCUAAUUUUAUGCCGUUCAGAUCAGUUGUAUGUAUGAUUUUACUUGUUACCUUCCAACCUUUACUCCACUUUGAAUAAGUUAUUUUACUCAAGAUUAUCUGAA
Manihot esculenta (cassava) is the source of this 839-nucleotide messenger RNA. RefSeq names its product pectinesterase inhibitor 3. The record is from RefSeq and is a predicted model, not a curated record. Gene Ontology annotation, biological process: negative regulation of catalytic activity. The coding region runs from base 29 to 622 and encodes 197 amino acids. Lineage: Eukaryota; Viridiplantae; Streptophyta; Magnoliopsida; Malpighiales; Euphorbiaceae. Gene Ontology annotation, molecular function: enzyme inhibitor activity. The transcript has a single exon.